UCAUUAAUGCGCUUAGUGACGAUGUUUCAAAUUAUUUGUACAUCUCUAAUGUCAUGGCGGACACAAAGCAAAGCGGUGGGGAAAAAAAAUUAUGUGCAAGCAGAAUGAAAAAUCUCAAAUAAAAAAAUAUAAUUUUUCUGCAGCCAGUGAAAUGUAAACUAAUAAUGUGUACGAUAACAAUAACAGUGAGACAAUAAUGUAUAUUUUAGAAUAUCAAUUAUAAUGUGUACGGCUAGGUAAAAUAACGAAAAAAUGACGCGAAAAUAUGAUUUCAACUUCGUGCAGGCGCCACCAACAAAAUCAGUGUUUGUAGUGUCAGUGGAAAAUUGGCAAUUGCGUACGUUUAUGUAAAUGCUGAGUACGGGGGAAUAAAAACAAAUUGCAAUUAUCACCAAAAUAUUAAUUUUUUAUUAACUGUGUAUUAACAACGGUCACAUUCCCACGUCUCAGAGAGAAAAAUAUUGGGGAAAAAGAGGCGCGAAAAAUUCGCAACAAAAUGGUUGUCUCAAAAGACAACAAGCGUCGCCGUAAGGAAACGGAGACCCCGCCAACGUCAUCGUCGUUGGCGGCAGCGGUGACCGUUGCUGUAGAGUCGUCACCUGAGAUGCCUAAAAGAACAAAGGUGCAGGCACAGCGUAAAUUUGCACAAGGGCAGAGCGCGCCCACCGCUGCAGGCGCCUUCAGUGCUGCCAGCGUUGCAGCAGCAGCAGCGGCGGCGGCGGCAGCAGCAGCAGCAUCAGCGUCGUCUGGACCCAGCACAUCUACUGAAAGCCACCAACCACCGAUCGAGAUAUUGCCAAACAAGUGUCCCAAGGCACAUGAUUUUGUAACAUUUCUCUGUCUACGCGGCACCUCCGCCUUGCCCGCUCAUUUGGACUAUUUGAAUCAGGGCAAGGCCAAAACAAACGACGCUCCGCCAACCAGCGAUGCCAGCAACAUCAACAAAAAGAAGAACAUCGGCAAAAAGAAACGCGGAAGACCCGCCAAAACAGCAACAGCUAAAACUAAAGUUGAGCAAACCCCACAACAAAUGCAGCAGCAACUGGUACAACCGCAAUUGGUAACAGCUGAUAAAGCAGCUAGUGAUAAAAGUGAAACUGUGAAGCCUCUGUCAGCAGCUCCUCCUUUGCUGCUGGCGGGUGCAGUGCGCAAGCGUGCUGAGGUGAUAGCCGAGGGCAACAGACGAGGAGCGAGACGCACGGAGAAUUUGAAGCGUCGCUCGAAUCGCGCCAGCAACAGGGAAAAAGAAGACGAAUCUGAGCAAAAUAAAGAUAAUUCAACUCACCAAGGGGAAGAGGAGGAAGAGGACGAUGAUGACGAGUUCUUCUCUGCCCACGAUGCAAGCUCACGCAAUGGUGGCGCUGAUGAGACACUUUCCAAGUCGGAAGCACCCCACUCGAAUGCUAAACGCGGUCGCAACCAGGCAACAGCAUCAGCGGGCAGAAAGUCACGAGCAGCUGUCUCACCAGCUGUCACCGAGAACAGCAGCAGCAAAGAUAAGGAAAAAGGUCCAGUGAAACGUGUGCGGCAACGCGAAUCUCCCAUAUUCAUACCCUCGCCAGAAUCGUCGGGCCGCAUGACACGACAGAGGGCUUUUUUUGAGCCCGUUAAGGUACCGCCCAAGCAAGAGGACACGGACACGGAGGACGAGAAGAAGGUGCAGGAGCAGAAAAAGCCUGCUGCAGCGACUGAGUCCAAGAAACAACAGUCGCAGCUUGCUCAACGUGAGCUCAGCAAGGAAAAAAUCAACUCAAGCAUUUAUGCCAAAGAUGCGGCUAAGAAGCAACUGGAAAACGGAGGGACAACAUCAACUGCGACAGCUGCUGAACAGCAGAAGGGACUGAAUGUAUUUGACUUUAGUUCCGAUGACGAGCAGCCGCUGGCCAAGGCCAUAAAGCUGAAGAAGGGCGCUAAAAAGAGUGCAGCAGGAACAGGAGCAUCAGCAGCGGCCGCCACAACCAGCGCACGUGGGCGUAAGUCAGCAGGCGGACCGGCAAAAAAGCAACAACAGCAACGGGAAGAUGAAAAGGCGGAGGCAAGCAGUGCAACGCCGGCAAGCAAGGUCGAAGAACAACCCAAAACGAAGCGUGGAAAAGCGCUCAAAAAGAAAGCGGAAGAGGAAACAGAUCAUCAGGAGGACGAAUUAGAGUCAGAGACUAUGCCGCCCUCGCCCAAGAAGCCGAGCCAAACAAACGCUCGUCCGGCGCGUCGUCAAGUGCAGUCGAGAACAAACAAAGUCGAACGGUCAGUCAGUCCUAGUCCGCAGCGAAGUCAGCGGCCGUCGCGAAAAACGAAGGAAGCGGCGGCCAUUUACAUGGGCAUCAUCGGGCAUAAGCUGCAGCUGGCCGAUGACGAGGAGGAUGAUCUGUCGCUGAGCAGCUUUCCGGACAUACCCAAUGUCAAGCAAAUGGAGAAAAUGGAAAAGGAGAUGAAGAAAAAUGCUUCCGGCAAAUCAGGGUUAGCAGAAGCAACAAAAAAGUCAAGUAAAUCCGCAGCAGCAACUGCUGCAACAGAGACGGAAUCUACUGCAGCAGCCUCAGCAGUUGCCGUUGCCGAGCAGACGUCUCAAGCUCCUGCAGAAGCGACAACAACAGCAACAGCGCCGCCAGCUCCAGCGAGACGCGGACGACCGCCCAAACAGGCGAAAGGCGCAACGGGUGGUGCGGGUGGAUCAGCGACUGCAACGGGCAAACCGCAGAUUGAGGGCAUGCUGGUAAAAAAGGGUGCACUGGCGCUGGCCAAAGCCAAGUCCGAACAGCAACAGCAAAAAAACCAACAGCAGCAACAACAGCUGCAGCAACAGCAACAAAAAGACGACUCCGAUGCGGAGGAGGAUUUUUUAAUCAAUGAGGAGCUAAACGAAACGAAGCGCAAGCUGGAAAAGAGUUUUAGCGACUCCGAUGAUGAGCCUUUGGCCAUUAAAGUGCCAACAGCAGCAGCCACAGCGGCCGCAGCAGCAGUAGCAGCAGUAACAGCAACAACAACAUCAGCAGCAACAGCAGCAGUAGCAGCAGCGACAACAACAGCAGCCGCAGCAGUUGUAGCUGCAUCAACUGUCAACGCCAGCAAUAGCAAAGCUGAAGGUGCAACAGCAACAGCAACACCAGCAGAAGCCACAGUUGUAACAGCAACCGUAACAGCAGCAGCAGCAGCAGCUGUAACAGCAUCAACAUCAGUAGCCGCUGCAACAUCAACAACAACAACAACGUCACCCACUGUUAAACCACUGACACCACAGCCGAGCGCAGCGAGUUGUCCUCCCAGUUUGCCGGGCACCACGCAGCUGACGCUGCUGCCACUGACCGCCAAGCCCAUGCCUUACUCCAUAUCGCCGCCCAGCUAUGCGUCGGCUGCAGCAACACUGAAAGCCAUGGAAAAGAAAUCGCCAGUGCCCACAUCGAAGAUACUUAAUGUGCCCGCCACGUAUGCGCUGCCAGGCACGGGAGCUGGUCUGAGCACGGCAGCUGUAGGAUUUGCGAAGACCUCGUCAUAUUUGCCGCAGGCAUCGCCGCAUUAUCACACGCCGUACGUGCGACCGUCAACAUUUGGGGUUGCUGCGGCGGCUGCAGCGGCAGCAGCUGCCGCUGGCAACAAGACGCCCCAGCAUCAGCAGCAGCAGCAGCAGAUAACGCCGACCCUGAUCACAGCAAGCAGCGUGACAUCUCCAUUGAAAUAUCAAACGCCGCCCACAACUUAUCCGCCGCCCAUUGAAGCCUAUCAGUGUCCCAAAAUCAAUCCUAAUUUUCUAACGCCCAAAUAUGAGCGCAGCAGCGUUUUGCCACGCGCCAACAACAUUGUCAACAACAACAACAACAUGAGCAGCAGCAGCAGCGUGACAACGGGCAAUGUGUUGAGCAACAAUAGUUUUACAGCGCCAACAGCAGCGCGUUCCACACUCAACAGCUUAGCCACGCCUGUGGCAGCCGCACCAAAGAGUGUGACAGUUAGUCAAAGUCAAACUCUUAAUCUUAGUCUGACCGCAACGCCAUCGCCUGUGGCUUCUACAUCGGCGGCAGCAGCAGCAGCGGCUGCUGCAGUCGCUGCGCAGCAACAUCAACAACAACAACUGCAGCAGCAGCAGCAACAACAGCAGCAGCAGCAGCAGCCUCAAGCGUCGCCAGCACCAACCCAACUGCAGCUAACAGCAGCAACCGUAGCAGCUGCGACAACGCCAGCAACAACACCUGCAACGCAGACUAGCACCAGCAAUGCAGAUCCGCUGAAAGAUGAAAUUGGCAGCAUCCUGGCACAGGCCACGCUUAUGCCCAGCAAAGAGGAGUCGGGCAAGAUUUUUGGCAUAGCCAGCGUAAGUCUGGCACAAAGUUCCGGGCCGGACAACACGAAAUGUACGCUGGGCAAAUGUGGUUCCAUACAUAAGCCGGUGCUGGGUCCGGUAGUGCCAACUGAAGGCUACUUUGGCGAUCAGCUAACGAGCAAGGAGCGGCGCAAGGCCAAGGUGAAUAUGACGCAUGAGCAGAUACAGAAGUGGCUGAUCGAGUGCAGUUCGAAUCCGGACGAGAUCCAAGAUGAUCUGGACGAUGAUUACGAUGACAGCUUGCGGCCACAGCAGGCGCAAACACCGCCAGGACCCACCACCCGUGACGAUAAAGAGAGCACCAGCUUCAGCAGCUCCUCGAAGAAUACACGCGGCGAGCUGGGUAAAAGCGAAAGCGCCUGGUCAGCCAAGGGACCGUCCCUGAAGGCGACACCAGUGCUGGUCAGCUCAGCGGCAGCUGCUGCAACAAUUGUCAGCAAUCGCAAGGAUACAGAGACGGAACCCGAAGCUCUGGACUUUGACAAAUGCAUGACGCCCGUGAAUCUCACACAGAAGCCACAGCUGGAAACGUCAGCGGCCGACAAGAAGCUGAAGAAUGCAGCCAGCAAUAGUGUUAAGGCGGCGGCAGCGCAGUCGACCACAACAGCCGUUGGAGCGGGCAGCAAACGAAGCGCCACGGCCACGCCUACGCCUAGUGCAACGCCCACGCCACCACCACCUCCGCCCAGCAAACAGAAGGCAGCCAAUAAAAAGCAGUCAAAUGCAGCUGCAACAAAGCAAUCUACGCCGCCACCCAGUCACAGCAACACUAAAGCAGGAUCAUCAACCCCAGCAACACCAACCAAACGCACGCCUGUCUAUCAGAGCCAGAGCAAGGGCAAAGCCCAGGCCCCGGCAGAAAACAAGCAGCAGCAAUCGGCUAAAGUUGCUGAAAAAACAUCCGUUUAUGCCUUUGGCAAGGAAGAGGAGACAGCUGCAGCAGCUGCAACGACAAGUGCUCCUGCGGGCAAGGCAACAAAUCGUCGUCGUAAUGCAGACACCGAUGCAUCAACGCCGGCGCCGGCGCUCAGCGAACGCUCACCGACGAAAAAGCGUGCAGCUGCAGCAGCGGCAGCUACGGCAGUUCAGCUGACACUUAGUCCCACUGAUAAACUGGAGAAGCCCAACAAGGCAGCAACAGCAUCAGCAGCAACACGAAAGAAACAACAGCAGCAGCAGCAGCAGCAGCAGCAACAACAACAGGCAACAGCAGCUGCGGCAGCAGCAGCAGCAGCUGCCAGUACAGGCGGAGAUUCGGAUGCUGAGGGCGCUACCUUCUACAUACCACUGCUGCAGGGUGCCAGCGGCGGCGGCGAAGGUGGCAUACAAGGCGUGGCCGUCAAGUUGGGACGCGAAGGUCCUGAUGGGCCCAAUCAAAAGGUGGUGAUGCAGGCAACGCUCGUAACCAAAGCGCAAAUGGACACAAAUUCCUCUAAGCCACUGCCGGACAAUGAGCUGGUCAAAACGCUACUUAAUGCCGCCAAUACCAGCAACGAUGCAGUAGCUGCUGCAGCAGCCGUAACAGCAGCUAGCAACAGUCUAAAAGCCAGCACGUCAGCUGCAGCAGCUGCAGCUACCGGACUGGUCCGCGUCAAUUCCAAUUCCUCGCUUUUCUCCGGCUCUGGCAAGUCGCGCACUGCUGCUGCGGCGGCCGCGUCUACAGCCCUGGCCAAGAAGUACAAAGACGACACGCCCAUUAAGAUGGCCAAUAAUACGGCAUUCCCGCGACAUGAUGAUCCCACACAAAUGGUCGAGGCGCCCAUAUUUAAGCCCACCGAAAAGGAGUUCGCCGAUCCCAUCGAAUUCAUUGAACGCAUUACACCGAUUGCUGCCAGAUUUGGUAUCUGCAAGAUUAUUCCGCCGGCCAGUUUCAAGCCUGAGUGCCGCAUCUCCGAUGAGAUGCGCUUCACGGCGUACAAUCAGUAUGUUCACAAAAUGCUGCAUCGCUGGGGACCCAGUGCCAAGGAGCUGAGCGCGAUCAAAAAGUAUUUAGCCACACAGAGCAUUGUGAUGAAUCAUGCACCCUGGAUUGGCGGCAUGGAGGUGGAUCUGCCACGUCUAUAUCACACUGUGCAGGAGCUCGGCGGUCUAAAGGAGGUCAUCGAAAAAAAGAAAUGGGCACGUGUAGCAGAAGAGAUGUGUAUACCGAAGCUUGCGCAGGAUCGUGUGACCAAACUGGAUGACAUCUAUUGCAAGUACUUGUUGCCCUACGACACGCUCUCCCCGGCAGAAAGACAGAAACUGUUCGAUGAGGUCGAAGCGGAUUGGGCGAAGCGAGAGGCACGCGCUCGACGCAAUGCGGAUCGAUUUGUGAAUAGCACCGAGAGCGUUUCGAACGAAGAAGACGAUGUCUCCACGGAUGAGGAUGAGGAGUCGGAGGAGGAGAUCGACGGUGUUUCCAUGGAGUGCAUUGUCAAGGGUCGCAGCAUGGCGCUCAGUCAAUUCUAUCGUAUAGCGCGCAACACUAUGGCACUGUGGUUCAAGAGCACCGAUCCUACGGUCAAUGAAGUGGAGGCGGAGUUCUGGAGACAUGUUGCUGUGCGUGACAGUCAUGUGUGCGUGCAUUCGGGCUCCAUUGAUAGCUCCGGCUGGGGUUAUGGUUUUCCCAGUCCGGGUCCCAAGGGCAAGGGCUCGAAUUAUGCGCGUCAUCCGUGGAACCUCAAGGUUCUGACCAAUAAUGCAGGGUCUGUGCUGCGCUCGCUAGGUCCUGUGAUGGGUGUUACGGUGCCUACCCUCCACGUGGGCAUGCUCUUCUCCGCCUGCUGUUGGUAUCGUGAUCCUCAUGGACUGUCUUGGAUCGAGUAUCUGCAUACAGGUGCCUCCAAGCUGUGGUAUGGCAUACCCGACGAUCAGAGCGCCAAUUUCCGUUCGGCGUUGACAUCACUGAUACCGACGCACUGUCAGAACAAGACUAUUUGGUUACCCUGUGAUACGGUGAUGGUGCCUCCACACAUGCUCACCGAUCGAGGUGUCUCGCUAUGCCGCAUCGAACAGAAGCCGGGCGAGUUCAUUGUAGUUUUUCCGCGCGCUUACACAUCCAGUCUAGCCACGGGCUAUGUGGUUUCUGAAAGCGUUUAUUUCGCAACUAUGUCGUGGCUAGAUUUAGCCAAGGAUGAUUUCAGGGAUAUUCAUGAGAGCUGUGAGCCGGCGAUGUUCUCGCUGGAACAAUUGCUUUUCGCCUUAGGAUACGAUCAGCGCGUUAAUUCGGACACACUGCAGCAGAUGCUGCCCAUGCUUAACGAGGUCUGCGAAAAGGAAUCAGCGGCACGCGAGCAGCUCAGAGCUGCUGGCGUCACAUCCACGGAGAAAGUACAGGCGGAGAAGGGUCAAAAGACAAAGAAGCAACAGCAACCGCCCCACAAAUCGAUUGAAAGCGAAUGCGAUCUAUGUCGCGCCAAUCUGUAUAUAUCGAUGGUACGCACCGAGGAGAGCAACGUCUACUGUUUGCAGCACGCACUUAAAAAUCUCAACAACGGCAACAUUCAGGCCAAGCAAUGUAAACUGAUCUAUGCAUACAAUGUCGACGAUAUUCAGCAGUUGAUACGGCAGCUCCAGGAGAAGAUUCAGCACAAGGCAGCCGUUAAGAAAAAGUAGCAACGUCGGCGUCGCUACUAAAUGAGCGCAAUUAUGAUAUAAAUUAUCCAAAACGAUUUAAACGACAGCGUUUAAAAAUAAUUGUAUAUAGGACUACAUAUUGC
Molecule: messenger RNA, 8013 nt
Organism: Drosophila hydei
Lineage: Eukaryota; Metazoa; Arthropoda; Insecta; Diptera; Drosophilidae
Gene: Jarid2
Product: serine-rich adhesin for platelets
Exons: 4
Coding region: 497-7909 (2470 amino acids)
Biological process (GO): chromatin remodeling
Cellular component (GO): nucleus
Molecular function (GO): histone demethylase activity; DNA binding
Source: RefSeq, a predicted model, not a curated record